Messenger RNA from Tupaia belangeri chinensis (Chinese tree shrew), 1000 nucleotides. It is a transcript of the gene SSU72, whose product is annotated as SSU72 homolog, RNA polymerase II CTD phosphatase. The transcript is spliced from 5 exons. The record is from RefSeq and is a predicted model, not a curated record. Lineage: Eukaryota; Metazoa; Chordata; Mammalia; Scandentia; Tupaiidae. The coding region runs from base 6 to 590 and encodes 194 amino acids. Gene Ontology annotation, cellular component: nucleus. Gene Ontology annotation, molecular function: phosphoprotein phosphatase activity. Gene Ontology annotation, biological process: mRNA processing.
CAGCCAUGCCGUCGUCGCCGCUGCGGGUGGCCGUGGUAUGCUCCAGCAACCAGAACCGAAGUAUGGAGGCGCACAACAUCCUCAGCAAACGAGGAUUCAGUGUCCGAUCCUUUGGAACUGGGACUCAUGUGAAGCUUCCAGGACCAGCACCCGACAAGCCAAAUGUUUAUGAUUUCAAAACCACAUAUGAUCAGAUGUACAAUGACCUUCUUAGGAAAGACAAAGAACUCUAUACACAGAAUGGCAUCUUACAUAUGUUGGACAGAAAUAAGAGAAUCAAGCCUCGGCCAGAAAGGUUCCAGAACUGCAAAGACCUGUUUGAUCUGAUCCUCACUUGUGAAGAGAGAGUCUAUGACCAGGUAGUGGAAGAUCUGAAUUCCAGAGAACAGGAGACCUGCCAGCCAGUGCAUGUGGUCAAUGUGGACAUCCAGGACAACCAUGAAGAGGCCACCUUGGGGGCCUUCCUCAUCUGUGAACUCUGCCAGUGUAUUCAGCACACAGAAGACAUGGAGAACGAGAUCGACGAGCUGCUGCAAGAGUUUGAGGAGAAGAGUGGCAGGACUUUUCUGCACACGGUCUGCUUCUACUGACACCAGCCCAGGCCCUGCACGCCGCCACCCUCCUGAAGCCAUCUUCUGAAGCUUCUUCCUUUUGUUAAUAGUUUUCCUUCCUGAUACUUGUUUUUACGUUCAAGUGUUCUGCCGGUGGAUGGUAGUCUUGCCCAAAUAAACUGUACAUAUUAAAUGAGAAUAUAUACAUAAAUACCAGAUUAAGAACAGUUUUCCUAUCCCACUUUUACUAAUGAGUGGGAUAUUAAAGUUCUUUUUUUCCUUCCACCAAAAAUAAACGGUCUAUAGUACAUUUUCCCACAUGCUUGUCUCUUUCAGUUGCACCUGCCUUUUCCUUUCCUCUCCCCUAACUGGCUGGACUGUACAGAUACUCAAAUAAAGCAAUGGGCUGCACCUACUAGGAGAGGACAUGGAGCUGUCCAAUAAAUAGA